AUGGAAAGUAGUGACCGCGGAGGCGAAAAUUUCGAACGUAGAAACGGCUACAACAGAAGAUAUUGUUGCGUUGUUCACUGCUCCAACCGCGAAGGGGAUCUAAGCAAAGAAACUGGUGACUAUCUGACAUUUCACCGCUUUCCGGGACGGAAAAAGGAGACCGAACGCCGCCAGCGCUGGAUCGCCGCUGUUCGCCGCACACGGCAAGAUGGACAACGGUGGCUGCCGACCAGCAACACCCGGAUAUGCUCAAAUCAUUUUGUCGGUGGUGCAAAGGCUGACGAUGAGGAGAGCCCAUCCUACGUACCGACAAUAUUUCCAGAAGCAUAUCGGAAACCUGCAAAAGACAACCUUGCCAAGACUGCAAGAUAUGCGAGGGUAAUGAAAAGGCGGAACAGAUCAGUGCUACAGGGAAGUUACCGUCACGCUCAUGCGACGACAUCAGUCAGGCAACCUCUACAAGGGUCCCUGGAAAAUUACGUGGAUGACUUCAGCCAACCUCAGGAGGACUGGUCUGGGCUGUCUGACCUCUCUCUGCUCGAAUUCGAGUGCGCAGAUGACACUGCGGCAAACGUCCAUCACAUAGUAGUCCAUCCCGUUAGAGUCAGCAAACACACACAAGACACCCCAUCAGCGUCGGCAGAGCCAAUUCCAGGAGAACGAGCUUGUGUGUUCAGUGGUUACAAUUCCAUAAAGCAUGACCCUGAUAUCCUUGAAGACCUCACAAGUGUGCAGCCCAAUGUGUUUGCUUUGUUACUGAGCCUUCUCUCUGUGCUAAGGGUCCGCAGCUGUGAUAUUACAAUGGAGAAUGCGUUGUUACUUUUUUUAAUGAAGAUGAAGAUGGGCAUCUCCUUCACUGCUCUGGCAGCACUGUUCGCUGUGCACAGGAGCACUGCAUCAAGAAUAUUUUAUAGAGUGUUGGAAGUGUUGACCACGUCAACCAAGGGUUGGAUUUAUACACCGCCACCUGAUGUCCGGCAAGCUAUGAUGCCAGAAUGCUUCAAGCUACAUUAUCCAAAGUGUAAAUAUAUAAUAGACUGUACGGAGAUAAAGACAGAAACCCCAGCAACGGUAGAACAACAACGUGCCUUGUUUUCAAGGUACAAAGGGACAUUUACCUUGAAGUUUCUAGUUGGGAUUGUGCCUAGUGGUCAAAUCGCAUUUGUGUCUCAUGCAUAUGGGGGCCGCACAAGUGAUUCUGAGGUAACUGUUCAUUCAAAAUUUUUAGACCUCGUAGAGCAUGGUGACCUUGUCCUAAGUGAUAAGGGAUUCCCCUCCAUCCGCUCAACUGUUGAGGGAAAGAAUGCGAUCCUUGUCAUGCCGCCAUUUGCCUUAGGCAACUUGCAGUUCUCAAAAGAGGAGGUGGAGGAUACCUAUUGCAUUGCAAGUGUUCGUAUCCAUGUUGAGAGAGCAAUUCAGAGAAUCAAGGUGUAUAACAUCCUGAAUAACAGAGUGCCCGUAUCAUUGAUACCAAGCAUGUCUGACAUUUUCCACAUUUGCUGUGUGCUUGCGAACUUCCAGCCACCCAUAAUCAGGAAGUGAUGCCAGAAGUAA
Ornithodoros turicata is the source of this 1554-nucleotide messenger RNA. RefSeq lists its product as uncharacterized. The record is from RefSeq and is a predicted model, not a curated record. The coding region runs from base 1 to 1542 and encodes 513 amino acids. The transcript has 4 exons. Lineage: Eukaryota; Metazoa; Arthropoda; Arachnida; Ixodida; Argasidae.